Molecule: messenger RNA, 1369 nt
Organism: Fragaria vesca subsp. vesca
Lineage: Eukaryota; Viridiplantae; Streptophyta; Magnoliopsida; Rosales; Rosaceae
Product: F-box protein At2g02240-like
Exons: 3
Coding region: 130-990 (286 amino acids)
Molecular function (GO): protein binding
Source: RefSeq, a predicted model, not a curated record
UGCGUGGGUUGCGUGGGUGACUAUCCUAUCCUAUUAUAUCCUAUAUAUCAACCUACCGUUCUCAGAUAGUCACAACUCACAAGCGAAAGACAACGCAGGAAACCAACAGCUAAGUUGACCAGCAAAACAAUGGAGAACACCGCGGUGAUGAUGGACUUGCCGGAAGGCUGCGUAGCCAACGUGAUCGGGCUGACGACUCCUCGAGACGCGUGCAGGCUGUCGUUGAUUUCGACGGAUUUCAAGUCGGCCGCUGACUCCGACGCCGUUUGGGACAAGUUCCUUCCGCCUGAUACUAAUGAAAUCGUAUCCCACUCCGACUCUGAAAUCGACGCCAAAUCCAAGAAGGAGCUCUACUUCACUCUCUGUGAUCCCAUCCUCAUCGAUGAUGGCAAGAUGAGCUUUUCACUUGACAAAUGGAGUGGGAAGAAAUGCUAUAUGAUAGCUGCAAGGAACCUUAGGAUUGCUUGGGGUGAUACUCCACGAUAUUGGACAUGGGAAUCUCUGCCUGAGUCCAGGUUCAAGGAGGCGGCGAAGCUUCGUGUUGUAUGGUGGCUUGAUAUCCGUGGGAGAAUUGAAACGCGGAUGCUAUCCCCAUCGACGACAUAUAAAGCCUAUCUGGUGUACAAGUUAGCUGAAGACACUCAUGGACUACACCGGCCUGCUGUGGUCUCAGUUGGUACAAGAGCUUACGGGUUUGAUUAUGAUGAUGCUCGUUUGAUGGAACUAACUGCAGACAAUAAGGGGAAUGUGGUUCUGGCGCCCCAAAUAGCACUACAAAACAGGGAGUUGGAGAGGAUGCCCGAUCUCAGUGAAGCCAAAUUUCCAAACGAAGGGAGAGGGGAUGGGUGGCUGGAGAUGGAGCUGGGUGAGUUUCACUGUCAAGGAGACGAAGACGGCGAGUUGGAAAUGAUCUGUUGUGAGGUUAAGACUAAUAUGAGCAAGAGUGGUCUCCUUGUUCAAGGGAUUGAGGUCAGACCCGAAAGGGAGUAGAUCAUGGAGAUAUGUAUGGUAAUGAUCAUGGUUGGGUUUCCAGUUUUUAUACCUUCAUGGUCUUGCUCCGGUUGAUACAUGUAAUCAAAUUACAUAAUCUAAAUAAAUUGAGGGUUUGUGAAGCUAUAUUUGUAUGUUUGAAAUAUAUAUAAAGCUUGGUUAAAAGUGAGAGUAAAGCCAUCAGAGUUGUCAAUUUGUGAAUGCUCAUUAACUGCUGUAUCCGAAGCCAAAACAUUACUCGUGAAGUUUUUCCUGGAUAUGUGCUUUUAGCAUGUAGAUCUUAGCUUGUUUUUGCACUUUCUAUAUAUUUUCUUCUCUAGGUAUCGUCGUCCCAAAGCUCCCUCUUCUGAUAAUCGAAGCACCAUGCUUUGCUUUUUGA